GCGGAGAGAGGGUGAUCAAUCUCCUUUCGUCUGCAUUUAGAAAAUCUCUCUAAACUCUGACAGACAACGACAUGCCCCUUGAAACCAAAUGAGUGUGAUUUAUUUGGCUGUAAAAACGCGCGAAGGCGUACCGAGGACGCACUGACGGGCCACCUUUAAGACGCUUUUUUCCGUCCGUGAUGCAGUUCGCUUUACGCACUAGUUUCUGAGCGAAUCUGCAGUUGCUCCACUUCGUGCCCUGCAGACUUCCUACUGCUGGAUAAUUUCACAGCCGCUUGGGAGUUCGGGAGAGGACGGGAAUCUGCAGUAUUUGGAUCAGCCUCUUGUCCCGUCAAGCUGCAGCAUCGGGGGAAAGCGCACCACUGGCCUGAGCUGGAGCUGGGUGGAGCAGUGACCGCCUGUAGCAUGAUGUCCUACCUCAAACAGCCCCCCUAUGGCGUCAACGGCCUGGGGCUGAGCGGCGCAGCCAUGGACUUGCUGCACCCUUCCGUGGGAUAUCCAGCGACGCCCAGAAAGCAGCGGAGGGAGCGCACAACUUUCACCCGCUCUCAGCUCGAUGUUCUGGAAGCGCUCUUCGCAAAAACCCGCUAUCCGGAUAUUUUCAUGAGGGAAGAGGUGGCACUGAAGAUUAACCUGCCCGAAUCGAGAGUUCAGGUGUGGUUCAAAAACCGUAGGGCCAAAUGUCGGCAGCAGCAGCAGAGUGGCAGCAGUGCCAAAGCCAGGCCUCCAAAAAAGAAGUCCUCUCCGGCCCGAGAGAGCACAGGCUCAGAGAGCAGCGGUCAGUUCACCCCUCCUGCUGUGUCCAGCGCCGGCUCCUCCUCUUCGUCCUCCACGAACCACAGCGGGCCGGCCCUGAGCACCUCCACUUCCAUCAGCACUGUGUCCUCCAUCUGGAGCCCUGCCAUCUCCCCCGGUAACGCCCCUGCCCCAGCUGUGGCCCCCCUGCCCGAGCCCGGACCUCCCUCCAACGCCUCCUGUAUGCAGCGCUCUAUGUCGGGCUCUGCCACCGCCGCCACCUCAUACCCCAUGUCCUACAACCAGACGCCGGGCUACGGCCAGGGCUACCCCCCCUCCAGCUCCUACUUUAGCAGCGUGGACUGCAGUUCAUACCUGGCCCCCAUGCACUCACAUCACCACCCGCACCAGCUCAGCCCCAUGACGGCCUCGUCCAUGUCGGGACACCCCCAUCACCACAUCAGCCAGUCCUCAGGGCACCAUCACCAUCAUCACCACCAGGCCUACGGGGGCUCGGGGCUGGCCUUCAACUCCUCUGACUGCCUGGAUUACAAAGAGCAGAGCGCCGCCUCCUCGUGGAAGCUCAACUUUAAUGCCACAGACUGCUUGGACUACAAGGACCAGGCCUCCUGGAGGUUCCAAGUCUUAUGAUGGGCUUUUUCUCACUGUUGUUGACCUUUUCCCCUGCAGCACUGGACAAGUUUUUAAAGACAAAAACACCCUGACUGCACAGCACCACUGGACGUUUGAUUUGACCUGUUCUGUUAGUACAAUGAAGUCGCUUAAAUCUGAGGCUCAGAGUGAGAUGUGUCUCUGAAGCAGCACAUUCAGGAGGAGCCUGACAAACCAAACUUUAGUCCAGACCAAACGCUCCAGGGACAGUUGGAAUAUUUCCUCUGCUGCACCACAGGAACUGCCUGCAGUGUGCCCUCUUUACCUCCAGCCCAAUCAAAUCCUGUAUAGUUUUUAUUUCUCAAAUUUGUUAUUUUAGGAUGACAGAGUUUUUAGUCAGCUACUUCAUGCAGCUGAAAUAUGUAAAUAUGUAUUUGGGUCAGUUACAAUGACCAUGCUUAGUUGGUGUUUCCAAAUUUGAAAUUGCUUAUUACCACUUUGGGAGAAAAAGAAAGUAAAAAAAAAAUAACAUUGUAUGUAAAUCUGUCUGAUUAUUCCAAAGAGAACAAAUUGGCCAACUUUUAUAUCAAUACUGUUUUAUUAACAAAUUAAAAUGUCUGAAAUACUGAAACCAAAUCAUUGUAUGCUUGAUUUGGCAUUCAUCUUUAAUUGAAAGUUUUAGGCCACUUCAUUCUCCACGUAGGCCUCCCCUCUGGCCAUUGUCUGCUAUCUGACAUGUUUUGAACACAGCACUUGGCUUGAUAUUGGAGUCAAAGCAUUUUUGAGGGGAAAUGGAUUUCUAGUCCCAAAAUGACAGUGAGAUGUUGAAUGUAACAUUAACAAGACCACUUUUACAUACAUGUUCAUCCAAUAAAGAUCUGUUAAGUCCCAGUUAUUAACCACAUUUUAUUUUUGUUUUUGCACCAAAUACGCAUCAACCUUGUACACACACACA
Messenger RNA from Boleophthalmus pectinirostris (great blue-spotted mudskipper), 2302 nucleotides. It is a transcript of the gene otx1, whose product is annotated as orthodenticle homeobox 1. Gene Ontology annotation, molecular function: DNA-binding transcription factor activity, RNA polymerase II-specific; RNA polymerase II cis-regulatory region sequence-specific DNA binding. Gene Ontology annotation, cellular component: nucleus. The transcript has 4 exons. Bases 406 to 1386 code for a protein of 326 amino acids. The record is from RefSeq and is a predicted model, not a curated record. Gene Ontology annotation, biological process: multicellular organism development; regulation of transcription by RNA polymerase II. Lineage: Eukaryota; Metazoa; Chordata; Actinopteri; Gobiiformes; Gobiidae.